Aspergillus wentii DTO 134E9 is the source of this 1482-nucleotide messenger RNA. RefSeq names its product FAD-binding oxidoreductase. The transcript has 4 exons. The record is from RefSeq and is a predicted model, not a curated record. NCBI's taxonomy places the organism in Eukaryota, Fungi, Ascomycota, Eurotiomycetes, Eurotiales, Aspergillaceae. Gene Ontology annotation, molecular function: FAD binding. Bases 1 to 1410 code for a protein of 469 amino acids.
AUGAUUCAAUAUCUCCUUUCAGCUGCCCCUCUUCUGGGGCUGGCAGCAGCAGCCAAUUAUUCUUUCCCUGCUGUGAAGAAUAUAUCACAAGCAGACAUUUACCAGGGAAAUGGGCCCCUUCCUUGUGAAGCCCUUAUCGCUGCCGGCCUUCGGGAUAGAGUGCUUCUUCCAGCCGACACUGGCUAUGAGCCUCAGGUGCUCAGUUGGUGGGCGUGGAAUUCCCGCCAGCACCCAUACUGUCUCGUGCUGCCGCAGAACACCCAAGAGGUUUCUCUCGCCUUGACUACCCUCGUCCACGCCGGCAAGGGAGCAGGCGACUGGCAUAUUGCCGUGCGCAGUGGAGGCCACAGCACCAUCAACAGCAACAACAUCGUCAACGGCGUCACCAUUGACCUGAGCCACAUGAACUCGAGCAGCUACGACGAAAGUACCAACACGGCCCGAGUCCAGCCAGGUGGUCGGUGGCAGAACGUCUAUGCCGAUCUCCAGGAACGCAACAUCACCGUCGCCGGUGGCCGCGAUGGUGAUGUUGGCGUGGGAGGCUUCACCCUCGGAGGAGGCAACUCGUUCUAUUCCGGCAGGCACAGCUUUGCCUGCGAUACUGUCAACAACUUUGAAGUCGUCCUUGGAAAUGGAACCGUUGUCAAUGCCAACAACAAGACCAACUCGGACCUGUACAAGGCCCUCAAGGGUGGCACCAGCAACUUUGGCAUCGUCACCCGUUUCGAUUUCAACGCCAUUCCUUCCCUGCCUUUGUUCCACGAGACACGCGUCAUGUCCGCCAACUAUACAAAUAUCGUCUUGGAUGCUAUUGUUGACUAUAUCAGAAAGCUCCCGGCAUAUGUCAAUAAAGGGGGUGUGGACAACAUGGCCGCCGCCGCGAAGGCUUCCCAAUUCGCUGGUGAGAGCUGGAACGCCGGUGCGACAGUGACAUUUAGAAACAACCCAACUAUUCUUCGCUACGUGAACAAGCUGCACGACGAAUACGUCAAGGCCUUGCAGAAAUCCAUCGGACCUGACAACUUCUCGACCGCUAUCUUCCUUCAGCCCGUUCCCUCAUACUAUGCCAAAAUCUCCAAAGCACACGGCGGAAGUAUGAUGCCACUGGAAAAGCUUGGAGGCAAUGCUGUGAUGUGGACUGGUGGUGUGGCUGUCAAGACAACCACUGGUGCUCUGGCGUUUGCAAAGGCCGGAAUGCACCAGAUGGCAGCCAAACUCACCGAGUUCGCCAAAACGGUUGACGGGCAUGUCGACAUGAUUUAUCUCAACUAUGCGGACGCCACCCAGGAUCCCCUGGGCAGCUAUGGUGCUGAUCGCGUUGAGUUCAUGCGAAAGGUGGCUGCCAAAUACGACCCCGCUGGUGUCUUCCAGAGCCGUGUUCCAGGCGGAUUCAAGGUUAACAGAGUAUAGAGAGUGGAGGAGAUGUGGGAGUUGUUAGGAUAGGGAUUGGUUCUUUUAGACACAGUACAUGUAGUUAUGCAU